AUGACCUGGCGUCUGAGGUGAUUGCGUGGUCACCUGCGCGUCUUUCAAGCUUUCGGCUAUCUUUUAUUAGUAAUAGUGGCACGUUUAACAGUCUUUUGUAACUCUUCGAACUUUUCCUCGAAUUGCUUUGACAGUCUCCGUUUCAUUGACAUUCGUAACAAGCGGAAGGUGAGUUUUAUUUCUGUUUGCCUAACUGUAGUCGUUUAAAGUCGGUAAUAUCAACCGUUUACUCCGCAAAUGAAUGGAGAAUUCGAUUCCGACCUGAAAAGUCAAAUUUGUCAAUUGACAAUGGAAUCCGCACGAGCAAAAGGUUCUGAUGAAAGCUUUCCCAAUCAAGAAACAAAAAUAACAAAUCACAAGCCAGCCAAACCGGGCGACAUAACCGCCCAGUUCGGAUUUGUCGGACCAUUCGUAUCUAAUCCAUCGAAAUCCAGUUGCCGAGGAGAUGGCAGCGGCGAAGUUCAGAGUUGUGGAGCCGAUAGUGGGAUGUGUCGACCCGUGCUUAAAGAGUCAUUCAGCUCCGUUGCGUCGUCAGCGUCAACAAACCAGAGUAAGCCAGCGUGCGUAGUAAGUGUAACUGCGCCUUACGCGAACGAUCAAAACAUCACAAAUUCCGAUUCCUCAACCGUGUGCUCGACGGGUGAUCCCAUUCACAACACCAUCGAUUCACUCAAGGCCUUAUCCUUAAAGUCCGAUUCCUUGAAAUCCUCACCGAAUCCUGUCAAUAAUCAGGGAGCCGUCAAAUCUAGGUCAGGCCCCUUCAACGCUCUCCCAGUUGAAGUUCAUUCGUUCGAUUUUGAAAAAGGCCAGGCAAGUAACAAGCUCGAAGGAUCUGGCUUCCUAAGUGAAACUCUUCCAGGCAGCUCGAUAGGCCAGGGAAAAUUUCAGGCCCAGUCCUUAUCAGAUGCCUCCUGUUUGAUGGACACUAACUUUCCGGUUUCAAAUUACCGCAGUCAGUUGGGCGGAGAAGGCGAUAUUGCUCAGUCUAUUAAUACUACCGAAGGGCAUUGCAUGUCUUUAGGUACUGCCACCAACACUGCCAGUAAUUUGUACUGGAGCUCUCCUGGGAACAAUUCGGGUGAAGACUUCAAUAGUCUUCAAGCCGCACUCUCAAUGAACAGUAUGUCGCCUUUAUUGUCUAACUUUCUUACGCAACAAGCCGGUAAUUCUAUGAAUGGUAGCGUUUCUCACUCGCCCAGCUCGGCAUCAGUUGCCGCUGCUGUUGCUGCAGCGGCUGCCAAACGUGCAAUCACUGGUGGACACCAAAAUACGCGCUCUGGAGCUUCGUCUAGGCAGCCGUGCUGGAACCCGUCCGCCACCGCUACUUUCGACCAGAAUUCACUUGUUUCCGAUCAAUCGGGUCCCUGCCCUCCAGUUUCCUCUAUGGGCAUGAUGAAUUCGAAGCCAAACUGGAUGGCGAACUUUGGUAACGGUGUGAACUCCUGCCCUUGGAACACAUCUAAUAUCCUUCAGCAAAACGUUUCAAAGGCGAAUUUCACCGAUGCCUCAGCCGCUAGUUUGUCAUGCACCAACGGAAACCUACGUUUUGGCCUGAAUCCAGUCAAUCUUUCAACAGCUGGAGUGGGUUCGAACACACUUAUGAAGACUCCCAACUCUACCGGCUUAGCAAAUAUCUACAACAUGUUUCCCAAGCGCCCUCAGCACCGCAUGAUGGCACACUGGCAACAACAACAGCAGCACCAGAACUCCCUACAAAGUGGCCAUGUUCAACAAGCUUCUCCUGGAGUGAUCGUCAACAAGAUCCAGAAUCCAGCCUUUUCUUGUUCCUCAAUGCUCACCCCUUCAUUUACUACACAGGACUGCAUACAAUCGUCGCCACUCAGUGAAACUGCAGGUGUGGGGAAUUCUAAGGCCUCACAUAACACGUAUGCAGCCGUUGGUCAAAACCCUGCAGUCGUUAACACAAUAUCAAACAGCUUGCUUAUGACCAAUGGUAUGGAAACUAUGGGUGCCACGUCGGUUGCUGCUGGUAACUCAGAGAAGCUGUCCGCGCUAGACCCUUUUAAAUUUGGCUUUGAUUCUCAACUGUUGGAAGUUAUCAAAACGCUGGACGCUAACAAUAGUGUGACAAACAGUCUACUCGACGACUUGUCCUUAAAGAAUUUAGCAACCUCUGAUGGAUUUCAAAGUGCAAUGAUGAACCAGAUGUCAGGUGUUCCACCACCCAGCUGCAGACCUAGCGGUAGUAUGUUGUCUUCAGCGGGAUUUCAAAACCAAUCUUUGACGGGCAUGGGCCCAUCGUAUGCAUUUCUCUCUGGUAUGUCACCCCGCGAGGAAGGUUACUCUCGCAAAGUGUUUGUUGGUGGCCUGCCUCCGGAUAUCGAUGAAGGUGAGUAGUCUUUUCAUCCUGAUUGUAAACUGACUUUCACAAGCACUCCCCUUCUAAAUUUCACUGUAUAUGUUAGAAACUAUGCUCCUACACCCUCGCUUUGGCCGUAUUUCAUAGUCUUACGCACGCGUAUUUCGCAAUAUUUUCAACGAUGCGUCGAAUUGGCUAGGAAAAAAUUUCCACCGUUUUUUUCAUGUUUACAAUUCUUUCUGACAUAUCAUUAUUUUUAUGCGCAGAGGAAAUCACCACCGCCUUCCGCCGUUUCGGGCCGCUUAUUGUUGACUGGCCUCACAAGACCGAAAGCAAGGCAUAUUUCCCUCCGAAAGGCUAGUGAACGAAUCGUCUCAUUUUCUAUUGCUGUCGGAAUUGUUACAUUGUCUCUUGUGAAGUGCAGCCUUUUUAUCAUGAGCCACUAGCUUGAUAUGUUAGCAGCGGUUGUGGACCCUGUGUUUCCUUAUCGCGUAUCGCAUCUUAUCAACCUUGGCUACCAACCACUUACCACGUCCCGCGGGAUCAGAGGUUUGUCCUUCAGCCUGUGGCUCAAUUUCCCCGGAGGAAGUCAUGGAUACAAGUGUGAAGCCUUCGAGAUGGACAGCACGCCUAUUUACGUUCACAGGUCUUGUUUUCGACAAUCAUCACUGUGUUAUAAUUCCGACCAGCUUUACUGCAACGUGUAUGUGAUGCGAUGGCGAGAUUCUUCCAAGCCGAGUUCCAUAUUAAUCUUGAAUUUACUGGCCAAACAUUUUAGCGCGGAGCAUCCAGUAGUCGACCGCCGCUGCUCUGCUUACUCCAUUACGCCGUUGGGCUUAGUUCUUAUGAUGAAUAAUGAAACUGGACGGUGCCGGCAAAGUUAUCGCUGCGAUCAAGGCCUGCUAUUGCCUAUAACUUGUGAUUUAUUCUUUGCAACCUCUCACGAUAGUUCGGCCAGGUGUUCCACAUGGGCACACGCUUUAUUACCCGGCCUACUUAACAACGUUGUUGGUCAGUCCAUUGUUGAAAAUACUGUUUAUUGUUUGUCGGCGCUGGCCGACUUCAGGAAACUACUGUCCUGCUUAGCGUUUCCGCUGGCCGAAGUCGUCAAAUGGGACUGUUUGCAUUCGCUGCUCCAUCGCGAUUAUACCUCCAGCACUAAAGACGGACGGUUCACUGAAGCCAACAAACAGGCGACCGCCGAAAAAUUAGACUAAGUACCAUCCGUUGAGGUGUAAAUGCGGUCCUUGGAUUUCCAGUAUCUCGGUUUUCGCCGCGAAAACCGACGACGCAUCGAGCUCAUCGGGUCGGCUGUGGCUGGGGGCCGUAGAAAUGCUCUAUGCUGGAGAUCCCUUAGGCCGUGUAGAUCUCAUGCUUUAUCACAGUCAUGCCAAAUUCAAACAGUUGACGUUUUCCAGGUAGACGCUCUGGCCUCCUUAGGACGUGACGCAUUGGCUACUGCCUUUACUUCUAUGUAUUGUAAUAACUGCCCAGUUGAGCUAGUAGGACUGCGUCCACAGUGCUAAAAUUCAUCAAUGCACAUACUCAGUAAAGCUUUUCGGUCUUAACUACUAGGGCUUCAGACUGGGUGCGAUCAUUUCGUAAGCCAAUGUUAAGUUCCCUAGUAUUUUAUGUUGUCAUCAAUGUGAGAGCCCUAAAAAAAUUGUUCUCUUGGGAGCUUUUAUUCACGCUUUAACCAGAUGCACCAACCGAUGUACCAGUUCGCUGAUCCAAGAGUUGUCCUGAGAAUUGCGAAUGAUGUAAGCUUAUAAUCUGCAAGUACCGCGCUUCCGACUGUCCGUUUCUCUGAUGUCAGCAAACCGUAGGCUUUCGUUUGAGUAUCUUGCUUUUAAUUUUGCUUGACGAACCACCAGAAUUUAGCAAGUAUCUAUCACUUUCAGGGUACUGCUUCCUGCUUUUCCAAGAAGAACAAUCUGUGCAGAACCUGAUCAGCGCGUGCAUCGUUGAUGAGAACAAGUAUUACUGGUGUGUUUCAUCACCUACGAUGAAAGAUAAACCAGUAAGUCAUUUUUAAUCCAUUAUGCUAUUCAAAACUGUAUAGCUCUUUACUCCACGUUUUCAAAAGUUUCUGCCGUUGCGUGUACAAUCGCCCUAUCCGUUUUUCCUCGCUUCAGUAACUACACAUGGACAGUUUUUAUGCAGCGCGAUCUUGACUUUCGGCUGUUUCUCCAACAAAGCCAUCUUAUGCCACCUGAUAGAAUGUGCCUUUGAUAUUUUUGAUUUUUGGUCCUUUUCUGAAUAAUUGAUUACUUUAUUCGGGCACAAUAUUUAAAACUAGUUUAAGUAUGAGUACUUAGACUACUAAUGACUCAUCUUUUCCAUCAAAAGGUUCAAAUACGUCCCUGGAAUCUAGCUGAUUCCGACUUCGUCAUGGAUGGAUCACAGCCACUUGACCCACGGAAAACUAUAUUUGUCGGAGGUGUGCCGCGUCCGCUUCGAGCGAGUACGUUAACUGCUUUGUUUCUUCUUAGCUGUUCUGUAAAUCGUCGUUGUCAUCUACGUUAAUCCCUUAUUAGUUAUGUCUUGUAUGAACCCAUGGUCGUCCUAGAUCCUUUUCAAUUCCCAUUUCGACAUCUAAAAGGUGCAAACUGUCCUGUUUUUCUUAAAGAGCACUUCGUAGUCGACCAACACGAAUCAGAAUUUUCGAAAAUUACCUACAAUUGUUUUCCAUAGUUCGAAACACCUGAAAGUAUCGCCUCAUGAUAUUAUUGGUGCAACUACCAGAUCGUGGAGGUGAUUUAUAUGAUUAUUAAUCCUUUUCAUGAAGCCAAACAAGUCCGUUGAAUUAAUUUUCGGCCUGUGAGUUUGCUCUGCUGGUUUUCAUAACAAGCUCUGGUACGUUAUAAAUAAUUAAAAAGACCAGAUUUCAGAGCAUCCUUCCGAGCUCACCUUCACAUCUUGCUAUUGAAGUACAGAGUUUCGUUUUUAAAGCGCAUAUCUGGUAGGAGAGACCUCCCCAACAGAACUUGUACAAUGUGCAUGAAUCAUACGUAUUGAUUGUUAAAGCGAACUAUUGCUUGCCUUGAAGACUACGUUUGAUCUUGCCUUAGAACAGUCCCGUCUGUCUGCCUAUCUCGACUUUGUUUCGAAUUAAUCUGUCUCAAAAUGUCGCAAAAGCACACCUGACAUCCUAUGGCCGGUUUCUUACGACAUUCUUCAAAUUGAAUGUCACGAACUAGGUUUGGCCGAAGUUUGUCAAUGUGUUUUUCAGAUAGUAGUCACAUUACCAGCCUAGUCGACUUCCAACUGGCGUCUUCUGCGUCGCAAAUGGCUGCAGCAGGUUCACCGUAGCAGACUUCCUUGAGUUCUCCCCAGUCGUAGUAUACUGAUAGAAGGAAGGAAGCGUACUGCUGAGUCAGGCUUUACCGAUAUCUGGCACAUGGUCUACUUUAUCAAAUACUACAAUUCUAGCGGCGGCACUGACGUGGCGACCAUGAGUCACCACUGCCACCGCCGACUUGCAGUUGAGCACGAAAUAGUAAUAGCGCCAAAGGGGUCGGGCUCGAACAACUGGUUCAGGCGGCUGUUGGAAACCUGUACUGCGGAUUCCCAGGACUCAGCAAAAGUAUAUGCCGGCCAAAUCAGGCAUGGUAAGGACCAUGUCAAGUGCAAGUUAGAACAAUCUCUAGCUUAGAAGAACCUUCUCCUGCGAUUAUCGCCUCCGGGUCCCUUUAAGACCGACCAAAGACACUUGACAAUUCGUGCUUUGAAUCGACUUCUAAGUCGCCAAAGAGUUGACUUUUGAUGGUAUAGAUGCCAGUUGCAUCUGUUUUUUCGAUUUGUCCAACUGUACACCUGGUUGGGCAAAUACUCCCGAUAGUUUUGCAGAGGAUAUCAGAUAUGGCAGUCACCACGAGCCUCACGUGUAUCGGGCGUCAAAAAUGGAGCACGUCACGUCCAUAACACUGGAAGAUGCCUGAAUUUGCAACUAUCACCUUAAGAGGGAUAUUUUUAAACCGGAUAUUGGCAUACUCAUAAUGUAUUACCGCGUGCACUGAUGGCCCAUGCGUAUACAAUCUCGAUUUCGAUGGUGGGAAGGGCUUUUCCCAUACAAAAUCUCUCUUUACCGCGCGAGGUGCAAACAACAAUUUUUUUUAUCACAAACGGUUGUUCUCUGCGUCGUUUAUAGGCAAGUUGAUGUACAGUCUCCGAGCAGUAAACGUCUACGGACAGCACAGCGUCUGGGCAGAUUGGAUCCCUGUGCAUAUUUCUCCCCGAGGUUGCUAUUCAAGUUGUGACUGCAUUAUAUGUUACUUACUCGUUGGGCAAGGCUUUAUUUCGCUCUUUCAAAACUGCCCGUAGAAUGUUUAGACAGACGUGUCCUCGCUGCUUCAAUCUUAAUCGCUGCCCUUUCUCAUAUUUGAGCUCACAACAUUUGGCCCACACUUGCGUGAGACUAAUUGCGCUUCACAAGUCUGACUCACUGUUUUUACUUUGCACAUUUUUACUGUGCCACUUGCUGUUUUACCACCUGCUGCGGAACACAAACGUUUCUGCACCAUAUAAAAGUUCUUAAAAGUUUAUUUCCCCAGGCGUACCUACGUCCUCAAAAACUCGUUAAGCGUGUCGUGACUCGUACCGUUUCGUCAAAAUUAACUAAUCUCUACCUUUGAUAAAAACUAUGUUCACCGCGAAGCCCACACGUGACUAAACCCACGAAGUUCGAGAAUUCCGGGCAACUCAAUAACCGACCCGCGUGUGUUGACGAAAAACUUAAAUUUGGUAAGAGACCAUAGGUAAAAAUAUAAUUUGCAAAGAUAUCAAAAGCCGCACUGCAUCUGUUCUGUUUAAGCUGUGAAUGAACCUUUAUACGACCUAACGUACCUUGAACUCGUUCCUAUGAGCCCUGAUGACAUGCCGAAACAAAAAACAUGUCGGCUGAUACACGAUGCUUGUCAGGUUUGCCAAUUUGAAUUCACUGAGCCGAAAACGUUGUUCAUUUAUUAAAAGUAAUGUGGUCUUGAACACCUUGCCUCGACUUAUUCGCACAAAAGAUAUCGAUUUUCAUUUCUACGACGGCUGUACAUUUUUAUUUUUGUCACUCAUAUUAAUUCCUGUCCACAGGUGGCUGUGUACAAACACGCAGCUAUUAGCAUAGGAAACCGCUUUAUUAUGAAGGAUUGCCGAUCUUUACCCAAAAUAUCUCUUUUAAGUUUGAUUCAGAGCAUAUUAUGCGUGAAAAAUAAUUACGAAGGGCUAUAGGCUAGCAAAAAAUGACCAUCCGGAGUUAUUCACCAUCAUAUCACCAUCUCAGUUUUGGUCACGACCCUUUGUUACUUUCGCCACCCGUGCUUGUCGACUGCCUAGUUAUCACCUUUUCCCAGAGAAUUCAUAACUAGGUGCCAUUCACGCUUCCCUCUAGACCCGGCAUGAAUGGGCACAGAGCACUAAAAUUCGCGUAAUCCGAUCAUGUGCGUCACAUUGCCACCAAACACACUGCACGGGUAAGACGUGCCGGUGGGUACAAUCAUGCGCGAAAGCCCUUUUAACUCAGACAUUGCCGCGACUUGAAACCAUAACCACUCAGGGUUUGGUUGGAAUGCUCUGCAAUGGGCUUGACGGAGCGUAGGGUAACAUCUUCAGAGCAGUUGAAAUUGCUGUCUGUGGAAAGAACUGGUUUGUUCAACCAUUGGCAGAAUGCUGUCAAAGAGUGACAGCAUAUGGAAUAAGAGGUCUUGUCCCUGACAAUAAGUAUACCGCUUUGCAUUCGGAUUACCAGUUUCAAAACAUGCGGCAUAGCCAGCGGUAUCUAACCGUUUUUCGACCUAGUUUAUCAUCGGGUCCCAAUCGUCUGGGUUCAUUGUUCAUAAAGCUGCACCCGUGUCCUAUUAAUAACCCGAAAGCAAUUGCCCUCAAUCGAUGACUGACCAUCAGAAAGUUGCUAACUAGGACACGGGGCCCUGAAACGGCAAUUUCUGUCUUAUUUCUAAUCGUCAGCCGACUACACUCCAGUCUCAGGCCAUUCCUCAAAUGACUUCAAGUAUUUCCAAAGGCAGCAGAUAACGUGAGCUCGUGGUUCAGCUCUUGGAAUCCUUUAUUCUAUGUUUGACUUGACCCAGUUUCAGACACCGGAGUUCUUCCUCGUGGAAUCGGGUAAUGGCGGUAACUAAGUCGGAGAUGGUCGUUCCAAUGUCUUUUCCUUUAGUUGGCAAUAUUUCGCAAUGCGUAAUUGCUCUUUCCUGUGUAACCGCCUGCAAGGGCCUGGGAUCGAACCUCGAAAGCAAGACCGACAGCCUGUCUUGUCAUUCCAAAAUCAUUGAUGAGCUUAUUCCAAACAUGUCAGUUAAGUGUUUUGCUAUAACCAUCGGAGAACAUAUGGAACGUUCGCUCUCGCCAUUUUCUGGGCAAAACAGUGUGAUUCUUUUUGCGUACUUUGGCUGGCGCCUUCAAUACCAACUGGCUUAAUCUGAUGGAAAACAUGCCAGCGCUGAGUGUUGUGGCUGGAUAUCAGUCAUUUAUGACCGUUGAUACUUUUCCACUAAAACAAUAGGCUUUUAUAUUUUGCGUCCUGGCGAGCCUGCUCACUCUCAUGGAAGUCGAAGACACACUGCUGUUGACUGUGUCAGGAUGCAUUUUGAAGCGAGAUUAGUCCUGUUGGCCGCUUACUCGUUGUUUUUUAUAACUGCAUGCCCCACUUUCCAUCCGAACGUCCCCUCAAGAGUGUUCAAGCAGCCACCAUAAUGUUCUCCGUGUUUGCUUUGACCUCAUUAGGUCAGCUUGCUUGGUGAAUUUCGCAUCAGGCCACUGCGAACUUGGCCAGCAUCAUCACGGCCGUCUGGGUGCGGACUAUUUGCUGUCAAAUUUGGCGCACUGUAACCUAAUCUGCAUCGCGUGGGGUGCGUAACUUUCGUGCAUCUGCACAGAGGCCACUCCUCUAAGGUGCGCAAACGCGUACAAGGUUGUGUCUCCUUAGCUUUCACCAGGACGAUGUGCUGGAGUAACACUAGCUGAAUUAUGUCAAUAGAGUCAUUUCAGAACUGGUUGGCAUGUGCGAAUAGUUUAGGUUAUUAAUAGCGUACAACGAUGUUGCCAUUGUUUUCCAUUUGUAGUCAGAUUUACCGCCUGAAUAGUCCGUCUAGCUUAUUACGCCCAGUGCGUACGACAUGAUCAAUAUGUCUUCCCGAGAGUCAGCUUGAUUCGAAAGUUGGUUUGUUUAAAAAACCCCAGCGCUAAGUAAGUCAGCAUUAAAUUGUGCUGACAUCUCCGUAGAUCCUUAACCGUAACCACCUCGACCGUCCUUGCCGAAGCCAAGAAUUGUUUCACAUUUUGCUUGUCCAAACUGAACCUAAGGGGAGAAAUUCAAGACGAGACUGCUGAUAUCCCUGGUGAAGGCAAAGUUUGUAGAAGUUUUGAACCUUCCUACCCCUUCACGAUAGGUUAUAUUGCCACUGAUGGAGCAGAAUGGAUCGAUUGCAAAAUGCGUAUCGAGGACCGCAGCACAAUACUCAGUUCUUGUUGGCUUCCCUCAGGGGAGUCUGAAACGAAUUUGCGCCUAGUAGUUAUAAUAUUUAUUUUUGCUAAAAGCAACUAAAAUAACUUCUGUCCCGAUGGCGCACCAGUGAGCUGCGUCUGAAAUUGCCUAAAGUCUUACGGACCCGCGCGACAUCUCCCUCACUCCCACCACUUUCCAGUGACGACGAAAUGGAGGCCAUAUGACGGAUGUGAAUACAUCCACGUAUAUGCGUACCACAGACAUGCCAACCACUUUACCCAACUUCAAUAGUAGUCUCGAGUCUCAUUAAAAGCACAUGCCAGAUGAGUUAUCCCACCAGUUGACAGCUGUUCAAGCUAAGACUCAGCUCGUAGUAACAGUUUAAAGACGUCAAACUUGUAGUUGAAAAAGUGUACCCCGGAUCGUCACGGAGAAGGUUUGCCCAGGGUCGACCUUAAUCUUGCCUUUCCUUUGGAUCAAACCGACCGGAGAUGGGAUGUGGGUCGGUGGCUGACGUAGCUCUAGCUUCCGUCUCACGCAUGUCACAUGCCUGCGUGGAGCUCUUUGCGGUCUAACGCAACGGUGUACCUGUUUGCCGGUCAAAUCAAAGUACGUAUGAAUCUUGGGAAAUGUUUCCUUAAAGAAACGUAACGGAAAGCGUAUGUUCAAAAGUUCUAUCAUGUUUUCAGUUUUGAUAAUCUCGUAGACAGAAAUAGUACUGAGUUAUUUGUCACUCGAAACGUCUCGGGGCAUAAUACCGCUUCUCUGUCAAUUAUUGACCGUAUCUCGGGGAGGUGUAACUCGUGAUUGUUGCGCGUCAAAAUAGCGCCUGUCUUUUGGCGAUUGUUGGCCUCCAAACAACCAAGUGUCUUAAUCGUAUGCCUUUACCAGAUGUGCGUUCGUGCUCAUUGCCUCAUUUCAACUUUGGGUGUUUGCUCUUUCAUUGUUAGCAGUUGCGAAUGCGGUUUUGAAAGUAAGUUGCGCAGUAUCGUCCUCUCUUAAACUAUUUUUUAUUAUCAAAGACUUUUUGUCCGACUCAGCUAUAUUUAAACCAUGCCUCUGCCAAAGGUUACUCAUUGAUUUCAGUCGUUUAGCAUAAGCCAACUACCGGUCCAGUACUGGAGCAGAAGACCUCAAGGAUUUGAUGACCUUAAUGGUCGAUCUCUUCACUACCAGUAUAGGCUCAACAGUUAGGGUUGCAACUUUGGUCCCGCAAUCGAAUCCUGCUGGUAGUUGAUUAUUUUAAUGCCUAAAGAAAAAACACCGGUUAGCCCAAACGGCUAGGGUGAGUCGCAACUUUCUAAAGCACUAUUCAGAGAAAGCGUUAAGGCAGCCACAGAAAAUCACGGAGGCCCACAUCAGCCGUAUGUAACUUUUCCGUUGGAAUGGUACUCUUCGACGACGAUUACUUUAAUUCCCCCAAGUUUUCUCAAACGUGUUGGUUAAGGUGUUUCGCUCUCUUCUUUUUCACAAGCCCUUUUUGCCGAAACGUAAUCGUAAGAUUCGCGAAUCUUCUGCUUGUUUAAUUUAAGACUGGUGUCUCAAUGGGCAGUCCCAUACAGUUAUCAGUAAGUGCUUUAUUCGAUUUCUCCUUUGCGUCUGAUCGAGCAUUUUGUGUCUUAGUGUCCUCAUUUCCUUGCCUCAAUGUCUAUACACUUAGUUUGUCGGUUGUAAUACUUAUCGUUCUGAUGGCUGGCGUUAUCAUGUAUUUUACUGGUAUUUCAAUUGCUGCUGUCGAUCAAAGUAGUACAACCCAGUUACGACACUUACGGCAGACUGUGGAAAAUAUGAAACCCGUGCACCCAGGGGGGUGCUACCCACGAAAUAAAACAGUCAACCCCCCCCCUCCCCACACCUAAUUUUCGUCGGGCUUAGGAAUUGAUCUAUAUUCCAUUCUGACUCUCAAGGGAUCCUGUUUUUAUCCGAAAGACGAUUAUGCUGGAUUACGAAGAAACCCUACUAUGUUAUGUCACACUAAACUAGACUGGUUUAUCAUGGUCUUCAGAGUUCAGCGUCGUCUGACUUUUGGUUUCUGAGAAUUUGCACUUAGUAAGCGCGCUACUUGAGGCCUCGAACGUUAUUGUAAUAACAUCACGGGCUGCUAUUUCCAGCGUGUUUAUCGCCUGUUUUGCAGUUGAACUGGCCCUCAUCAUGGACCGGCUCUAUGGUGGUGUCUGCUACGCUGGAAUCGACAUUGACCCAGAGCUCAAGUACCCCAAAGGUGCUGGACGCGUUGCUUUCUCAAAUCAACAAAGUUACAUUGCAGCUAUCAGCGCAAGAUUUGUCCAACUUCAGCAUAAUGAUAUUGAUAAACGAGUAAGUCAGUUGUGCACGGAAUUCAUAUGUGAAAUUCCCUUUGUGCGAGUUUGUAUUACCGAGUUUUCAAUCAUCCCGGCUUCAGUGUGUGUGUGACUUACACUUUCUUCUGGUUCCUUCAGGUGGAAGUCAAGCCCUACGUCUUGGAUAAUCAAAUGUGCGACGAAUGUCAAGGCACACGCUGUGGUGGCAAAUUCGCACCCUUCUUCUGUGCAAACGUCACCUGUCUUCAGUAUUACUGCGAACAGUGUUGGGUUCAAAUUCACAGCCACCAUGGACGAGAGUACCACAAGCCUCUGGUAAAAGAGGGCGCCGAACGGCCCCGCCCCGCCCUCUACCGAUGGUAA
Messenger RNA from Spirometra erinaceieuropaei, 12436 nucleotides. The record is from the annotation of a GenBank genome assembly. Lineage: Eukaryota; Metazoa; Platyhelminthes; Cestoda; Diphyllobothriidea; Diphyllobothriidae.